AUGCCUCUCAAUAUUGAUCUGAACCUUGAUCCUCCAGAAACUAGUUUUUUUUCUAUUGAUUUAAACAUGUCUCCAUCAUAUGAAGAAGAAGUUGCUUUUGACAUGAAUAUGUAUCCAUCAUAUGAUGAAACUUUCCAUGAAAAUGAAGCUGAAACAAUUUCUUCUCACAAUCACUCAAACAACAACAACGGAAACGUUGUUGUACAAGAGACACAACAAUCUAAACAAAGACGUGUUUUCUUGGAUAACAAUCAAUGGAAAAUUAUUUCUGAAGUGUUGAUAAAUUCAUGUUCUGACGGAAAGCUUAACCGUGGAACUGUUGCAAAGCUGGCUUCUUUGUAUUCGGUCUCUACAUAUGUAAUUUAUCGAAUUUGGAAGCAAACAAAAGAAAUGGGUGAUGUAUGCCAUAAAAGAACAAAAAAUUGUGGUCGUAAAAGAGUUGAGAUAGACUUGGAGAAAGCUCUUGAAGUUCCGUUAGCUAAGCGAAGCAGUCUUAGAUCUUUAGCAUGUGCAUUGGGUCUUAAAAGCAAGACAACAUUGGAAAAGUAUUUAAAAGAAGGGAAAUUGCGUCGACAUUCAAGCUCAUUAAACCCACAUUUGAAGGAUGAUAAUAUGAAAGCUCGUCUUAGAUUUUGCUUCAACAUGCUUGACGAAAAUAGCAUUCCUCACAAUCUAAUGUUUAAAUCAAUGUACAAUGUUGUUCACAUAGAUGAAAAGUGGUUUUACAUGACAAAGAAGAGUAUGAACUAUUAUCUUCUUGCUGCUGAGGAUGAUCCGCACCGAACCAUCAAGAACAAAAAUUACAUUCAAAAAGUCAUGUUUUUAGCAGCAAUGGCUAGACCCAGAUUCAAUGAUGAAGGUAACGUGACAUUUACAGGAAAAAUUGGAGUGUUUCCUCUUGUAGAAAAAGUACCAGCAAGAAGGUCAAGUGUUAAUCGAGCAGCGGGUACACUUAAAACAAAACCUAUUACUUCUAUCACAAAAGAAGUGAGUCGAAUGUUCUUAAUAAACAAGGUGUUGCCGGCAAUCAAAGAAAAAUGGCCACGAGAGCAUGCACAUGAGCCGAUUUUUAUUCAACAAGAUAAUGCACCAUGUCAUGUUUCACCAAAUGACGAAGAAUUUCAUAGAGCAUCUUCUGAAGGAGGAUUCAACAUUUGUUUGACUUGUCAACCAGCUAAUUCUCCUGAUUUAAAUGUUUUGGAUUUAGGUUUUUUCAGCGCCAUACAAUCAUUGCAACAAAAGAAAGCGACUAAAACAGUUGAUGAGCUAAUUGAAGUUGUGGAAGAUGCUUAUGAGAAUUUUGAUUGCAAAAGUUCAAACAAAAUAUUUCUCACACUCCAAACGUGUAUGGUUGAGAUCAUGAAGGAAAAGGGAUCCAACAGAUACAAAAUUCCUCAUAUGAAAAAAUAUGUGUUGCUUGCCCAAGGGAAGCUACCCACUAAACUGGAAUGUGAUCCAGAUUUAGUCCAUGAAGUUUAUGAAUACCUUUUGAAUUGA
Lotus japonicus is the source of this 1497-nucleotide messenger RNA. RefSeq lists its product as uncharacterized. NCBI's taxonomy places the organism in Eukaryota, Viridiplantae, Streptophyta, Magnoliopsida, Fabales, Fabaceae. The transcript is spliced from 2 exons. Bases 1 to 1497 code for a protein of 498 amino acids. The record is from RefSeq and is a predicted model, not a curated record. Gene Ontology annotation, molecular function: nucleic acid binding.